GAAUACAUCAUAAAAUAUGGUUCGAAAACUAUCCUGAGAAAUCCAAUUCCGGAAAUGUUGCACGCUCGGUAUCCAGUAUCGAACCGAUUCGGCUCUGGGCGAAUGGGAAGACUUAAGCCCUUCCAUCUUUUCCCCGAUAGCACGAGACUCAGAUUCCUGUAGUGGUUGGGCCCUGGGAGAUCUUUAACUCCAACAGUCGUCCAAUCAGCCUUCUCAUCUUCUCGUCGCAGAUCGCCCGUCCGACUCAGAGAUGCUCCGUUUCCAGUGGAGUAUGGGGAGGAUGACGGCACCAUUCCAUCAUCCGGUCGUGGCUUGCAGGCCUUAAGAAGGGCCGAAGUCCUCUCCUGUGUCAGUGAUUAGGACCUCCUGCGCAGUUCUGUGAAUUGCUAGUACCCUCUUCGAUCUUCGAUUGGCAUGCAGGACCUACCGAGAUGAAGGCGAGUUCGACAUGUAUUUGUGGUCUGGCUUGUGACGAAUUCGCUGAUCGACCGAUCGGGCGUCCAAUGACCUGCAAAACACCCUCGACAACACACGGGUCUGUUGCGUGAAAGAGGCAGGGGCUCUUCGUCGCUAGCUGCUGCUGAUGCUUGGAAAGCUCAAAGGUUGAGGUGUUACUCCUUGCCAGAAGGCACCCGAAGAGCGUAAGCUGCGAGCGACAGGUCCGCUUUGCUGAAAUUCGGCCGAAUUUGAACAAAGCAGGAACUACUCCUAACUGUCACUGAAGGAGCUUCCUCUAUUUCGACUAGAUCCCCCUGUGUAGAUAGGGAUUAGCUUGGCCCACAAGUACGAUGAAUUAAAAUUCCACUUUUCUGGACUGUAGCAGUGGUCAGCAUUCAGGCGCUCGUCCUGGUUGCGAAACUUCAGUAUUGCAUCUCGUUAUAGAAUCGAGAGUCCGGGAUUGGAAUUGAAACCUACGCAUUUGUCACGGUUUCCUGGAAAAUGCUAGGCAGCAGUUCCUUCUUUGACUUCAAUUUUGAUCAGGAAGUUGCCAACCUACAUCUCUCCGACUAUUGUCAAACUGAACCACAAACGCCACUGAUAAACACACAUACCACGCUAUUCACACAAGGAAGUAGUCCUAACUAUCAGAGUCAGGUCUCCGUUGAUCUUCAAACGGAAUCAUUCGAGCUCUCUCCUCGAGGUCUCUCCACGAUGACUAUAUCAGAAGACACGGGUUCAGAAUACCACGCAGCCACUACAGAGCCUUUUCUCUACCUGUCAGACUUGGAGACACCACUUCAGAACACAGCUGAUGGUAAACAGGAUGUGACCCUCUCGGUUAACCUCACGGCAUCUGAUACGACAGUUCGUGCCGAAAUUCAGGAAAGUGGAGAAAAACCACCAUGUAAUUCUGGUCAUUCUUUGUUGGACUCAAUCUCUUACAAUUCUUCGAGAGAAGCUGAAAACGAUAUAGAGUUUUGGCUACGUGCAUAUACAGCUCCAAGCAAAAAUCUGCCUUUCGGCUGUGGGGAACCUAAGAAAACAUACCACAAAAUAGCAGACGGUAAUUGCAACGUAGUCGAUCAGAAGCCAUGGGGCCCGCAACUGCUGCAAUCAUCUGAAGCUCCAAAUCACGUCCUAUCUCUCGAGACAAGAAAAGAUGGAAAUUCGAGUCAAGUAAUUCUGGAAGGCCAAUCUAACCUUGUGGAAGUGCAAACUGCGACUCGACGCUCGCCACGUUCACUUGAAGCUCUAAAAGAUCUUGGGAUUUUUAUGUUUGGAGAAACUGAAGAGCCAUGUCCCACCGUUGCAGAGGGUAAACUCAACAUUGAAAAUACAGAUACACUUUGGCAGCCUCAGUCUGAACCACACGAUGACACUCUCUUUGGAGAAUUGUUUAACUUCGACGAUCGCGCAGAGGAUGAAGAUCACCGUCAAUACGUUUUGGGAUCCAUGUUGGAGGAGCUCGAGAAGUUCGUUGACAAAUCCGAUAAUGAACUUUGUAGAAGUUCUGAGACAACAAAUGAAUUAGACCUUCAGUGUCUCAUCGUGCAUCAUCCUGACCUCCCUAAGAUAAUUGUGGCAAGCCUUGCCUGCUAUAAGAUAAGGGCUGAUGAAGAGGAGAAAAAGCAGCUGGACGAGGUGGCCAACUUAUCUCUUUCCAAGCUCCCAGCACAAGACCAGCUUUUGGGGCGUGGAUACUCCAGCAAGGGUAAAGACCCACGUCUCGACUUAUGCUUGGAUAAGUAUCUGAAAGCCCUCGAUGAGUUGGAGAAACACAUUUCGAAGCUGGUCACGUCAGCCGACACUCACUGUGUUCAGAUGAAACAGAACAUUCUUAUACAGUGUCCAGAACUUGGUGAUGUUUCAAAGCAGAGCGAAAGUGAUUCGGUCAGUGGUGGGCAAAGUGAGCUUUUCACUGAAGAAAUGGAGAAGAUAAUUCAAGACCAUGAAAAAGCAAAAGACAGGCCCCAGCGAUCUGCCCUCCCCAUGUUGACAGAUCAAGAAUGGAGAGGAGCAAUCUUAGCUGCAUAUAAUCCAAGUCUUCUCAGGACCUUGAAAACGAGGCAUCUGAAAGAAGGCCGCAGAAACCUGAAGCUGCCCGAUCCGGCUCGACGUAUUUUGCUCAAUUGGUGGACCGAACAUCAGGGGAAGCCUUACCCGUCGGAGGAGGAGAAACAAAUUCUGGCCAAGUGCUCGGGCCUUGAGAUUGAUCAGAUCAAUAACUGGUUCAUCAAUCAGAGGAAAAGACACUGCUGCUCUGCGUUCUCUGAAAAUCACAAGAACCAUGCGGCCGACUGUUACAAGAUGAAUGGCCCAAGACGAUGAUCUCCAGCCCCUUUUCGUUCGCAGCUAGAUUGACAUGCCUUCAGGAGAAUCUAUGAUGUCGGACUCGAUGACUCAAAUCACAUUUCUGCCAUGGACGUUUCUCAGAAGACGAGAUUUGGAAGCUGUGAGCUGUACGUUGUGAGAACCAAAUGGAAUCUUAACCAUGAUGUCAUAUAGAAGUCCAAUAACUUUGAGGCCAGGUAGCUCAUUCUGAGUUUGUCUGCCCAGAUACAUCCUGCAGAUAUUAUGUCCCUUAGACUACGAUUCUGAAAGCCAGGAUCGAACUCAUAGCUGGCAUACCGAUAAAUGCUGUCGGCAGUCGUUCGGUAGAGAUCAGAUCUUUCUUUGUAGAAGUUCAGAUUUUUGUGAGCGAUCUCCUUCAUUUGAAUAAAAGGACAUCUAGAAGUCGUUGUGUUCUCACUGACGUCCUUACUUUUAAUUGCAUCGCAAGCAAAGUGUGUAAUUUGGUACACAUUUAUGUACCUGAUUGGUGUCACAAUCUAAAAUUAUGUUUAGGUGGAUAACGCACAUA
Molecule: messenger RNA, 3301 nt
Organism: Marchantia polymorpha subsp. ruderalis
Lineage: Eukaryota; Viridiplantae; Streptophyta; Marchantiopsida; Marchantiales; Marchantiaceae
Source: the annotation of a GenBank genome assembly